Molecule: messenger RNA, 1410 nt
Organism: Torulaspora globosa
Lineage: Eukaryota; Fungi; Ascomycota; Saccharomycetes; Saccharomycetales; Saccharomycetaceae
Gene: SHM2
Product: glycine hydroxymethyltransferase SHM2
Exons: 1
Coding region: 1-1410 (469 amino acids)
Biological process (GO): L-serine catabolic process; tetrahydrofolate interconversion; folic acid metabolic process
Cellular component (GO): cytoplasm
Molecular function (GO): pyridoxal phosphate binding; cobalt ion binding; glycine hydroxymethyltransferase activity
Source: RefSeq, a predicted model, not a curated record
AUGCCAUACGCUUUAUCCGAGAGCCACAAGAAAUUAGUCUCUUCUCACUUGAGUGAGAGCGAUCCUGAGGUUGAGCAGAUCAUCAAGGAUGAAAUCGACAGACAAAAGCACUCUGUUGUGUUGAUUGCGUCUGAGAACUUUACUUCCACUGCAGUUUUCGAUGCUUUGGGAACGCCAAUGUGUAACAAGUACUCCGAAGGCUACCCAGGUGCACGUUACUACGGUGGUAACGAGCACAUCGACCGUAUGGAGUUGCUGUGCCAGAAGAGAGCGUUGGAGGCAUUCAACUUGACUCCCGACAGAUGGGGCGUUAAUGUGCAAACGUUGUCUGGUUCUCCAGCUAAUCUGCAAGUGUACCAGGCUUUGAUGAAGCCACAUGAGAGAUUGAUGGGUUUGUACUUGCCAGACGGUGGCCACUUGUCGCACGGUUACGCUACCGAAAACAGAAAGAUCUCUGCUGUGUCUACCUACUUUGAGUCUUUCCCAUACAGAGUCGACCCAACCACCGGUAUCAUCGACUAUGACACCUUGGAGAAGAACGCCAUCUUGUACAGACCAAAGGUCUUGGUCGCCGGUACUUCUGCGUACUGUCGUUUGAUCGAUUACAAGAGAAUGAGAGAAAUCGCUGACAAGUGCGGUGCCUACUUGAUGGUCGACAUGGCUCACAUUUCCGGUUUGAUCGCCGCCGGUGUCAUCCCAUCUCCUUUCGAAUAUGCUGACGUUGUCACCACCACCACCCACAAGUCUUUGAGAGGUCCUCGUGGUGCUAUGAUCUUCUUCAGAAGAGGUGUCAGAAGCGUCAACCCAAAGACCGGUAAGGAAGUUCUUUACGACUUGGAGAACCCAAUCAACUUCUCUGUCUUCCCUGGCCACCAAGGUGGUCCACACAACCACACCAUCUCCGCCUUGGCAACUGCUUUGAAGCAAGCCAACACCCAGGAAUUCAAGGAGUAUCAAACUCAAGUGUUGAAAAACGCCAAGGUCUUGGAAAAUGAAUUCAAGAAGGCAGGCUACAGACUGGUUUCUGACGGUACUGACUCCCACAUGGUUUUGGUCUCUCUAAGAGAACAAGGUGUCGACGGCGCUCGUACCGAAUACGUUUGUGAAAAGAUCAACAUCGCGUUGAACAAGAACUCCAUCCCAGGUGAUAAAUCUGCUUUGGUGCCAGGUGGUGUUCGUAUUGGUGCCCCAGCUAUGACCACCAGAGGUAUGGGUGAGGAUGACUUCCGCAAGAUCGUUUACUACAUCAACGAGGCAGUUAACUUCGCCAGAGAAACUCAACAAUCUUUGCCAAAGGAGGCUAACAGAUUGAAGGACUUCAAGGCUAAGAUCGACGAAGGUUCUGACAAGUUGGCACAAUUGAAGGAAGAAAUUUACAACUGGGCUGGUGAAUAUCCAUUGCCUGUGUAA